AUGGAGUGCAGUGCUCUCUCCAUCGUGCUCUAUUCCCUUUACGUCCUUCUUCUUCUCCUCUUCGUCUUCCUCCCGCUGCCGUCUGUCUUCGCUGAGUCCCGCGAGGUGGAGGCGCUCCUCGCACUGAAGCUAGCCGCAGAUCCCUCCAACGCCCUUCCAUGGCAGCGCGAUUCCGCCGCCGGUGUGUGCUCCUGGGUCGGCGUCAGGCAGUGCUCAGCGGACGGGCGGGUCACUAAGCUCGUUCUGGAGUUCUUCAACCUCACCGGGCAACUACCCCCCGCAACGCUCGGCUCUCUCGACCAGCUUCGCGUUCUCAGCUUCAAAUCCAACUUCCUCUUCGGCGAGAUCCCCGAUCUCUCUGCUCUCACCAAUCUCAAGUCCCUCUUCCUCAACAACAACCGCUUCUCCGGUCAGAUACCUCCCUCCGUCUCUUCCCUCCAUCGGCUCAAAGUCGUCGUCCUUUCCGGGAACAUGAUCACCGGGGAGAUCCCCCCUUCACUGACCAAGCUUCCAAGGCUCUACGUCUUGUUCCUCCAGGAUAACCUUCUCUCAGGGCGAAUCCCCUCCUUUGAGCAGAUGGGUCUGCGAUUCUUCAACGUCUCCGGCAAUCAUCUGUCCGGAGAGAUCCCGCAGACCCCCUCCCUCAGGCAGUUCAAUGCGUCCUCUUUCAUGGGCAAUCCGAACCUCUGCGGCGACCAGCUGGAGAAGUCGUGCAUGAGCACCAGAGACCAUCCCGUUCCUCCAUCCUUGAGCCCCGUUGCCUCUGUAAUAGUCUCAUCCACCUCCUAUUCCGCCCCCAAACGGGAAGAGAAGAUGAACAGGAGGAGGGUGGCGGCCAUAGUCGCAAGCUCUGUUGGCGCGUUCCUGUUUCUCGCCAUCUUCACGGGGCUGGUGGCGGCUUUCUUCCUGGUCCCCUGGAGGAGAACGAUGGUGGCGGAGACCAACGGCAUAUCGCGCGGCGCGGGAACGGAGAGCAAAUCCGCUGCAACGGGCGGCGGCGGCGGCGGCAUCAACGUACAAGACGGCGAGGGGCCUUCCGGCGGGGCGGGGAAGGGUGGUGGCGAAGUGUUCUCAUGGGAAGGGGAGAGGCUGGGGAAUCUGGUUUUCUGCGGCGGCGUGGGGGAGAUGUACAGCUUGGAGGAGCUGCUCAAGGCCUCUGCAGAGACCUUGGGGAGGGGGACGGUGGGAAGCACCUACAAGGCUGUAAUGGAAUCUGGGUUCAUUGUGACGGUGAAGCGGCUCAAGGACUCGUCCAUCCCUGGACAAGACGAGUUCCGGCGGAGAAUAGAAACCCUAGGGCAGCUGCGCCACCCCAACCUCGUCCCUCUUCGGGCGUACUUCCUAGCCAAGGAGGAGCGCCUCCUUGUGUAUGAUUACUUCCCCAAUGGCAGCCUCUACUCGCUCAUCCACGGUACGCCCUCGUCUUCUUCCUCUUCAUCUUCUUCCCCGAGUUCCCUUCAUCCUGAAAGGCUCAGAUCUUUUAAGCUUCCAGUUUAUACUCCCACCCACCUGCUGAUUACAGAGGAACCCGUAGUAGAAUCGGUGUUGCUAUGAGGAUCCAUGCUAUUUUUCGACUGAUUCUCAGACGUAAACUCGGAAAAGAAAGAAGCCCCUCCCUUAUGAUCUUGAAUCCGUGUGCAGGAUCGAGACCUACCGGAGGGGGUAAACCUCUUCACUGGACGUCCUGCCUGAAGAUCGCAGAGGAUGUGGCUACGGGCCUUCUUCACCUCCAUCAAAACUCCAGCGUCAUUCACGGCAACCUCAAAUCCUCCAACGUCCUCCUGGGUCCUGAUUUCGAGUCCUGCCUCACAGACUACGGCCUCAUCCCAUACCUCGGCCCCUCAGACACCGCCCACGAGGACAGCGGUAGCGGCGGCGGCGGCGGCAGCGGCGGCGCCGCCCUCUUCUACCGAGCCCCCGAGUCUCGCAGCCUGCGGAGAUCCUUUACCCAACAGUCGGACGUGUACAGCUUCGGGAUCCUCCUGCUGGAGCUCCUCACCGGGAAGACGCCAUUCCAUGAUCUGGUGGAGGAGCACGGGGAGGGCAUCCCCCAGUGGGUGAGGUCGGUGAGGGAGGAGGAGAUCGAGUCUGGAGACGAUCCGGCCUCUGGGAACGACAACUCGGAGAAGCUCGGGGCGCUGCUGAACAUCGCCGUGGCGUGCCUAUCGCCGGCGCCGGAGGACCGGCCGACCACCAAAGAGGUGGUGAGGAUGAUCAGAGACGCUAGGGUUGAGGUCCUCGCUUCCUCGAACAGCAGCGAUCACUCUCCCGGCCGCUGGUCCGACACCGUUCAGAGCUUGCCCCGGGAAUACGGCUCCGAGCACCUGAAUUUCGCAGAGAGAGACUGA
Messenger RNA from Spirodela intermedia, 2348 nucleotides. The record is from the annotation of a GenBank genome assembly. NCBI's taxonomy places the organism in Eukaryota, Viridiplantae, Streptophyta, Magnoliopsida, Alismatales, Araceae.